AUGGCUGAGAAAAACACCAGAACCAGCUCAGACUCACCUAACACGAGAGCACCUGUUUUCAAAAAGCCUUCGACACCCAGGGUUCCAAUCCACCAGGUCUAUGCACUACCAGCUCCCAUCAGGACUUUUCCCUUGCCAAGCUUUUACCCGAGUAACCCGCUGUCUCUCGCGCAUCUCGUCUAUAUAUGGUUGAAGCAGACAGUCUUUGCCAGGCCGCCGAAUGAACCCUCCAAGUUGUACCAGGGCGAGUGGUCGCCAGAGACAAGGUCCGUCAACAUCUCAGAUGCUAUAGCCAUAAGAGCUCUGUGGGAGCAGGGCUUCUUUGGAAAAGGAAGUCUGAGCCGCAGCGAGCCAAACUGGCUGAAGCGAGAGAUGAACCGCCGUGGUGUCGAUUCCGUCAGUGUUGCAGAACAAAACACAAAUAAGAGAAGAGAAGAACGUCUUCGGGCCAAAUGGGAACGGGCAAGACUUGAGCAGGAGAUUAUAGAACAGACUCGCCUGGAGGAAAGUCUAGCUGCUGUUGUCCUACCCGCAUCCCAUGCCCUGCAAGCCAUCGUCCCUCCAGUGGGUCCUCUUGAACUUCUUCGAUUGCCCAACUCAGCGUCGGAUCUGGAGGUCGCAACCUUGAUACCCAAUUCCACCAGCGGACUAGCCAACGGCACAAGCGGAUUGUCCUACGAUCUGGCAACCUCAGCAGAACAGUCCCAGAUCAAUGGUGCUCCAAAGUCCAAUGGUAGUACCCACCCACCGUCUCACAAAAUUGAAGGUCUGCACCAUCUGCUUAAGAAGCAGAAGAAUGUCCGUUUCUCAGGUGGCGUCGUCUCGACCACAUUUGACCAAAACGAUGCGCCUAGUCCUGGAGGGUCUCAAUCACAACUUCUGAAGGAUUCUGUGAAAACAGCACCAGUGCACACAGGUCCAGGUAGUGAUAUUUCGCGCAGCGCGCCUCUUGACGAGACUCGAGACCUCGAGCACCUACAGUUAUCUGCACAGGAAGCAUUUUACCUUUCCUUUGCCAUCGGCGCACUGGAAGUCGUAGACCCAAAAACGCAGUCAAAAAUGACAAACUUGGAGCUUCUGCACCUGUUUGCCGACCACUACUAUUUCCCGCCACGAUUGUCGAGCCAUGGAUCCUCUGGUCUACGCACCGAUGACCCUUUUCUUGUUCAUUACGUUGUGUUCCAUCACUUUCGAUCACUUGGCUGGGUUCCUCGCGAGGGCGUCAAGUUCGGAGUUGACUUGCUCCUUUACCGGCGCGGACCCGUAUUUGAUCAUGCUGAAUUUGGCCUCAUGGUGCUUCCAUCUUAUUCACAUCCAGAUUGGAACCUUGAGGAGCGCAGACACCCGCAGCAAAAUGUAUCUUGGUUCUGGCUACAUGGAAUCCAACGGGUUCUUUCUCACGUGCUCAAAAGUCUGGUUCUUGUCUACGUAGACAUCCCGCCGCCCUCAACCGUCGACUUGGUAUCAGACCCAAACAAGGGGGGCAUUUCUGGCCUGCUGGAGCAGUACAAAGUGAGGGAAGUGAUGGUUAGGCGUUGGUCCUCAAACCGCAAUCGGUAG
This is a messenger RNA of Pyricularia grisea, 1560 nucleotides long. RefSeq lists its product as uncharacterized. Bases 1 to 1560 code for a protein of 519 amino acids. Gene Ontology annotation, biological process: tRNA-type intron splice site recognition and cleavage; tRNA splicing, via endonucleolytic cleavage and ligation. NCBI's taxonomy places the organism in Eukaryota, Fungi, Ascomycota, Sordariomycetes, Magnaporthales, Pyriculariaceae. The transcript has a single exon. The record is from RefSeq and is a predicted model, not a curated record. Gene Ontology annotation, molecular function: tRNA-intron lyase activity; nucleic acid binding. Gene Ontology annotation, cellular component: tRNA-intron endonuclease complex.